GGUCUCACCUCCCCUGUAUGACCCACUGAUCGACUUUCCUCACUUCAGACACUCUGUGCUCUUCUCUGACUCGGACUCUGGAUGAUCAGACCGGUUGACAUGUCGCACUCGGUCCUCCCGCCGGAGAUACAUAACGGCCAUGGAGUCGACGACGAUCACGACUCCGAACCUGAGGAUAUUUACCUGCGGGACAGGCGAAGGGCCAAGUCCUUACCGGCCUACCCCGAGCAGGCCAAUCUGUUCAGCCGUCUCUCUCAGCGCUGCAGGAAGCAGGUCAAGUUCGCCGACGCGCUCGGCUUGAAUCUGGCCAGCGUGAGGCACUUCAGCAUCGCCGAGGAUCCCCAGGUGCCCUCCGAGGUGUUCGCCGCGCUGCGCGCUCUCCCCGCGCAGCACGAGCGCGAGCGCGAGCGCAAGCCUUCCAACUUCACAUUCGCUCGGGACACAGCAGCGGAGGUCACAGAGGCGCGCGCGAAUCGCUGCAGGGUCGCCCUGGAGACGGUCUCCAUGUCCGGGUGGGCCGUGCGCGGGGUCAUACGCGCCAGCGUCGCGCAUAACGGCGAGACAGAAGUCGGGGUGAGGUACACGUUCAACCACUGGGCGUCCUACGCGGACGCGCCCGCGGUGCCCGUGUCUGGAGAGCGCGUGCACGACAUCCAGAGAUUCUCCUUCACUGUGCUCACGCCUCCUUACCUCGAGCCGAACGCGAGUGUGCACUUCGCCGUGUACAUGAGGACUGACCGCGGGGAAUUCUGGGACAAUAACGACGAGCAGAACUACAGUGUGCAGUGUGGCCUCCUGCUGUGAACCCCCCCCGAGUGCAUCUUACUCCACUGUCAACUAGAAUCUGAGCUGAGUGAUUGAAAGAUAAAUAAAUAAAUAAAUCACAUAUCUUCACUUAGGGUUAUGUACUAGUUGGACAGAGCUGGUUCAUGCAAAGACAUCAGCGAUAAUUAUUUACAAUAGCCUCCUAUUUUUAACUAAUAAUUUACAACAUAGAAUAUUUUUGAUAGGCAUGAGCUACUUUUGGCACACUGAUAUCACUGCCUGACCUGAUCCUACAGGUCCAGUAAGCUAUUUUCACAGAAGGUGGUUUCUUUGUGUUACAGUUACACCAAAAUGACAGUAACUCUUCAUCAGCUUGGGUGUAGUGAAGCAUUUGUCCCAUGUGGUCACAUGACCUAAACAUGCUGGCCACCGUAGCUGUCUGUCCAGCAUUAUUUUAGUCACGAGAAUUUGCCCACCUGUCAAAUCUAACGCUGCAUUUCACCCAAACUCUGAAAUUCUGACCUCUGACUAGAUGAAACCCAAAGAAAACACCUCCACAACUCGGAAUUCCUACUCGGAAAGUCAGGAAGAUCUCCUGAACCCCAAGUUCAGCAAGUGACGUCAAAUCAACAUGGCUGCUCACAACAUCAGCUGUAAACAAAUGUGCAACUCUUUCCCUUUAAAUGAGUUAUACUGUAUAUAACGCUCGAACGUAUGGAGAUCGAGAAAUGAUGUGAUUCCAAUUUCUGACUUCCCACUACAGAGUUUUUUUGUUUGUUUUUUUUUUAGAUCCGACAAGUAACCUGCACCAUAAGAUUUUCUGUUAUUGAUCAGUAACAUUUUCCAUGAAUGUCUCUACAAAUAUUGUGUUAUAGAAGACUAACUUGGAGCUUUUAUGUAGCUAACAUUGCAGUUAGAAUUAUGGGUAUGUAUUUACACUUGCCAUCGAGUGUGUAGCAGUGUUCCUGGUGCAGAACCGUUGUCUUGCACACAUUAAAUCAGUGCCAGAACAUCCUCCGGUCUGUUGACUGCGUCAGCACACACUUUAACGCCGGUUCUUCAAUGCAGAUGUGUUCAUGGACCUUAUAACGUCCAGCGAAGUACUCAAUUUUCUAUGUUGAGGCCGUAAAGCUGGACCUUUAAACUCUGAAAAGCGCAUAUUACCUUACAUAUGUUGUUUUUUAGUUUGUUUUUUUUUUUUUUUUUACAUGCUUUGAUGAAAGGGUUGGUUUGAUUAAAGGCUUUUUUCAUUGUGAAAUGUAGGCUUCAAACAGCGACUCGUGUUAAGUUGUAUGCAUAUCAUAGCCAUUUCAUACGAUCGGAUAUGUUUUAAGCUUGUAAUACUAUGCAUGCAUCUAAGUAACUAUAACUAAUGGUAAUGAAUGGAGAAAAACUAAAAUAGCACAAAUGUGUUAUUAAAAUUCUUGUUUUUUUUUUUUGUGCAUUUAUUGCAAUUUCAUGGAAUAUUUAGGAACUUGCCAAAGACAAACCACAAAUUCUGCUUCAUUAUACAAUCCACAGCAAAGUGCUAGUAAAGAGUACGAACAUUACCUCAUGUCAGUGAAUCUCAGUACCACACAUGAAAGCAGAAAAUGUUGAGUCUUUGCAGAUCGAGCGAGUGAAUACAGGCGAAGCUAAACUCUGAAUAAAAUGGCCAUGGUGGGGGAAAAAAAAGCAGCUUCACUUUUUUUUAAUUUUUUUUUUUAAUCUACAAAUAAUAAGAGUUUGAUUGAAUGUCCUGUCCCUUGAGAUUGACAUACAAGACCGUGCAAAAGUCUGUACAUGCAAAGAUGCCUUCAAAAAUAAUGACAUUAAAUCUUUCUCCAUUAAAAAAAUAAAUAAAUACCACAAAGAGCAGUAAACAGUAAUAAAUGAAACAAAGGCAAUAUUUGGCUUGACAACACUUUGCUUAAAAAAAAUAGUAGUCUCAGGUAGAAUGAGUGCAGUGUUAUAAGGAAAUGAGCUGUUAGUUUUAUCGAGCAUCUUGCAGAACCAGUCACGGUUCUUCUGGAGACUUUGACUGUCGCUCUCGCUUCUUAUUUUUGCAGCAAAACCCAGCAGCCUUCAUUGUGUUUUUUGUCUGAAAACUGGUCUAUUAUAUAAUAUCCUGCUUUCUUUACUGACAUACAAACAUUUUUCUGUAACAUUUAAUUUUGAGCUGGAAAACCAAUGUUUCGGAAUCUACCAUGUUUUUUGUACUGACUCGAUAAUGUAGAAGCCAUGACCUAAAAAUCUAUAACAAAGUUUGUACUAAAAAAAAAACUACAAAAAUAGUGUGCUUAAGACUAUUGCACUGUACUGUAUACUGUUUUAAAUCGUUACUAUCCAAAGGUACAAAAGCUGAACAGUGUGACUCCGAGAUAACCAUGAAACACUCUGGGGCAAGAAACAAACUAUGAUGCAAUAUCUGUAUCGCUGAUUUGGGGGAAAAGUUCAUUCGAACAUAAGCAGAACCCGAUGGUUUGGUUGAUAGAUGUUGCUUCUAGAUGUGGAAGAGAACAAGUUUCAAAAGGUUUAGGUGGUUAGACUGGACAUAAUGUAAGGAAUUAGCUAUUAGACCUUUAUCUAUUUCUGAACAAUGCUUCAGGUGAGAAAACGUAGACCUCUAUUGCUUGCGAGUGCAAACAAGAUGAAAAGGAAGUGUUUCGGCGAUGCUUGCAGUUUUGAAACCAUCCAUUUUUUUUUUAUCAGUUUAUUUCUCCCUUGUUGUUGUUUCCGUCGCUGUUUCAGCUCUAAGCAAUGAAAUCUCCUCUCGUAGCUAACGAGAAUGGAUUUUCCUGAACCGUCCAUCACGCCACGCUGAUUUCUUCCGACCACUUUGAUGUUCACAGCCUUCAAGCUGCAUUUGCUAAUCUGUAUGGGACAUGAAGCUCUAUUAGGACAUUGUUUCUUCUGCCUGAAUUGUAGAUGAUGUGGAACUGGAGCUUGUUUCUCACAUACAGUAUUACAACUGACAGCUUCAUUACCCAUCACACAGUCCGAGAUAUCCGAGGCGUCAUUUCCAAUGUGGAUUACGGCCCAGGAUAACGUAGUUUACUCAAGCGAGUUGAAGGAUGAGCAGCUGAUGUAGGUUUUAUUAUUCAGGGUUUAUGAAGGAUGGUCAAAGUGUCACAGAUGGGCCCCUGAGAAAGACCCCGGACUCUGACUUCUCAGAUAAUAUUAAUGUUAAUGUACUGACAACAUUGUGCUUUACGCUUUUCUUUUCCUUACUUUACAGUACUGUUAUUGUUGUUGUUUUUCAUUUGUAGUCAAAUGGCUACCUAUAAUCGAGUAACCUAACCAGAUUACCUACUUAACCUCCUUGUGUUGUAAUGUUACAGUGUUGUAGAGCCACAUAGUAUUUGGAUUAAUACUCAGCUGUCACUUUGCAUAUAGGUGUCUGUAGAUAAAAAUAAAAGUAAAGUGAUUUGUA
This is a messenger RNA of Ictalurus furcatus (blue catfish), 4177 nucleotides long. RefSeq names its product protein phosphatase 1 regulatory subunit 3G (gene ppp1r3g). NCBI's taxonomy places the organism in Eukaryota, Metazoa, Chordata, Actinopteri, Siluriformes, Ictaluridae. Bases 82 to 804 code for a protein of 240 amino acids. Gene Ontology annotation, molecular function: protein phosphatase 1 binding; glycogen binding. Gene Ontology annotation, biological process: regulation of glycogen biosynthetic process. The record is from RefSeq and is a predicted model, not a curated record. The transcript is spliced from 2 exons. Gene Ontology annotation, cellular component: protein phosphatase type 1 complex.